Messenger RNA from Pseudoliparis swirei, 2259 nucleotides. RefSeq names its product nucleoporin 54 (gene nup54). Gene Ontology annotation, molecular function: structural constituent of nuclear pore. Gene Ontology annotation, cellular component: nuclear pore; nuclear pore central transport channel. Gene Ontology annotation, biological process: NLS-bearing protein import into nucleus; nuclear pore organization; protein localization to nuclear inner membrane. Bases 55 to 1806 code for a protein of 583 amino acids. The record is from RefSeq and is a predicted model, not a curated record. The transcript has 15 exons. NCBI's taxonomy places the organism in Eukaryota, Metazoa, Chordata, Actinopteri, Perciformes, Liparidae.
UGCCUCGAGGAGGAGAAGAAGAAGAAGAAGCGCCUGCAUCUAAAAACAAUCAACAUGGCGUUCAGUUUCGGUGGCGCCGCGAGUAACCCAGCGGCAAGCACGUCCGGGUUUUCUUUCGGUUCAUUUGGUGCCAAACCCACCGCAUCAACGGCCGCGUUUGGCUUCGGCCCCGCAGCCACCACCACCACAGCCGCCCCCGGAUUCGGCGCUCUCGCAGCCCCUGGCUUUGGCGCCGCCGCCCCUGCUGCUGCCGCACCAGCCACAGGAUUUAGUUUUGGCGCCACCAACACUGGAUUUGGGGUGCUGGGAGCUGGAAGCACCACUGCUGGCACGUUUGGUGGCUUUGGGACAACCGCAACAACUGCUGCUGCACCAGGGUCCACGUUCAGCUUUGCUGCUCCCGCCAACACCGCAGGAGGCCUGUUUGGUAACACGCAGAACAAAGGUUUUGGGUUCUCAUCUGGGCUCGGAGCUGGAACCGCUGCUGGGGCAACAGGAUUUGGUACUGGGUUAGGAACAACUAGCCUCGGUGGGUUUGGAGGCUUUAAUAUCCAGCCAACGCAGCAGCAGCAGCCAGGAAGCUUGUUUGGCCCGCCGGCCCAGCUCCAGGCUCAGCCCACCCAGCUGUACCAGCAGGUCACUGCUCUGUCAGCACCCACCUUGUUAGGAGAUGAGCGUGACUCCAUUUUAGCCAAAUGGAACCAGCUGCAGGCUUACUGGGGCACUGGGAAGGGCUACUACAGCAACAACAACCAGCCCGUCGACUUCACCCAGGAGAACCCAUUCUGCAGGUUCAAGGCGGUGGGCUACAGUUGUGUCCCAGUGAGUAAGGACGAGGAUGGCUUCGUGGUCUUGCUUUUUAAUAGAAAAGAAUCUGAUGUGCGAGCUCUGCAGCAGCAGCUGGUGGAGUCCCUCCACAAGUUCCUGGGAAGCAACCAGACUCUCACUGUCAAUGUGGACGUCGUCAAAGCCCUGCCCAAUGACCAGACGGAGGUGAUCGUUUACGUGGUGGAGCGUUCUCCCAAUGGCACCUCCAAGCGGAUCCCCGCCACCACGCUCUUCAACUAUCUGGAGCAGGCCAACGUCAAGGCGCAGCUCACGCAGAUCGGAGUGCUCAUGUCUGUCGCACGCACGGAGCUGUCUCCGGCUCAGCUCAAACAGCUGCUGCAGAAUGCACCCGCAGGAGUGGACCCCAUCAUCUGGGAGCAGGCUAAGGUGGACAACCCUGAACCAGAGAAAUUAAUACCUGUGCCCAUGGUGGGUUUUAAGGAGCUUUUGCGCAGGCUGCAAAUCCAGGAGCAGAUGACCAAACAGCACCAGACCCGAGUGGAUAUUAUAUCCGGCGACAUCAGUGACCUCCAGAAGAACCAGGCGACCACGGUGGCCAAGAUAGCCCAGUACAAGAGGAAGCUGAUGGACCUCUCUCACCGGGUGCUGCAGGUGCUAAUCAAACAAGAGAUACAGCGGAAAAGUGGAUAUGCUAUCCAAGUGGACGAGGAGCACCUCAGGGUGCAGCUGGACACCAUCCACUCUGAACUGAAUGCCCCCACACAGUUCAAGGGUCGGUUGAAUGAACUAAUGUCCCAAAUCCGGAUGCAGAACCACUUUGGCGCUGUGCGAUCAGAAGAGCGCUACAGUGUUGACGCAGACCUUCUCAGGGAAAUCAAACACCACUUGAAACAACAGCAGGACGGUUUAAGUCAUCUGAUCAGCGUCAUCAAGGACGACCUGGAAGACAUCAAACUCGUAGAGCACGGGCUGAGUGACAGUGACAGUGGACACAUGAGAGGAAGCAUCCUGAGCUGAGUCUGCCUCCCCAACACACGCACACACACACACACACACACACACACAUAUUGUGCUCUGACUCACAAUAUCAAUCCUCUGAAAAGUGGCCUGCCCGUCACCUCGAAGAGUCGACUUGUUCUUGUCGUCAUGCUGUAUCUGCAUCCGGAAUCUCCUGGUCCCCAUUUUAAAACGACUUUUCCCCCCACAAGAAAAUACUGCUUAAACUGUGCUUUCCGGACGGAUAUAAAGAGCUCAAUUAAAAAACUCUACAUCAUCUAAUAAUAGCUGGCGUCACCUGUUUGUUAAAGCAGAUUUUGGGAAUGAGACCGAUUGUGGCUGGCGGGUAAACAAACUGUAGGAUUGAGUGUGUGCUGUGUUUGAAUACAUUGUAAAUACAUCUUUGUAUUUCUUUUCUUUUUUUUAAAUGCCGUUGUCAGAAUGUUAAUAAAGUUCAUUUGAAUUUAAAAACAA